AUGUCUCGCUUAUACGUUUCUCGACUAAAUAAUUUUCGAUUAAAUAAUUCAUUGGUUAAACAACAAUUUUCAGUUCGUAAUAAGAAUAAAUGCUUAAAUGACACAUUCCCCUACUUAAAUCUCACUCGUAGAUAUAUUUCAUUAAAAUCCAUAUUCCCUCGUCAAAAAUCAACACCUUCGACGUUAAAUACGAAACCAAUCCUCUCACAAGAUGAUCUAUUUCAUCCUUUAUCAACUUCAAGAUUCGAAGAUCUUCGACAACGAUACAAACAAAUAUGCGUAUUCGGCUCAUGUCCGGUAUGUUCAUCUCAAGAAAGUGAAAUAAAAAAUCAACCAAAGUAUGAAUGUCCAGAUUGUGGAUUUCCAACGCAUUGUUCAUUAGAACAUUACCUUCAAGAUAAAGAGCAGCAUAAAGAUUCUGAAACAUGUUCAAUGUUGAGACAAAUUAAUGAAGAUGAACACGAUUUAAGAAGCGGUAGAAGAAUGAUUGAAUUUGAAUUUCCAUCGUCGCAACCACUUGAUGAACAAGUGAACAUGUCAAAUUGGGACACAUUUUUAUAUACACGUGGAUUUCCAAGUAUGGAUAAUAAUCGAUCCGUUAGACACGUAUCCAAAUUACUGACAUAUCCAAUAACGAUAUCAUCAGUAUUGCAUGAAUAUGGACCUUAUACAACAAAUAAUCGGUUAACAAACGAAGGGUUAAAAUCUUUAUUCGCUUUAAGAUCAACGUUAUACCCUAAAAUCACCUCUCAUGAUAUUAAAGUUCAGAAACCAACAGAUGUGAUUCGUAUUUUCAUAUUAGGACCACGAGCGGAAUCUCAGUUGCCUCCUCACAUUUAUUCCCAAUUAUCAUAUUUAUUCCCUUCCAUUUAUUUUCACAUCUAUUUCAUUGGCCCCGAAUCACUUCCCGGAGACCUUCACAAUAACGACAAGUCUUCACCCCACGUGGUAAAACAUACGAAUUAUACACCGCAACUUUCCUUCACUUGGUCAAAAUCAUAUUAUCACAAUUAUCACGCGUCGCUAGCACCAUUUGAUCCAUACACGGAUGUAUUCUUUCUCUUCUCUCCAGGGAUUUCACAAAUAAACUCUUGGCAUGAAUCAUUACUUAAAUUAUUACAAACCAAAUGUGCUAUAUUUAUUACCGGAUUUGAUCAAAAUGAUUUACAUAGUGAAGUUAGCGCUAUAGAAGAAAAAGGAGAACAAGGCGAAUAUGAAUAUGAUUGGUUAUUAAGACCUGGUGAGAAUGUAUUUAGAAGUAUGAAAAGAGAUAUCGACUUGAAAGAUGUUAGGGUUGGUGUUUGGACAAAUUGGGGCAUUUUUGGAAUUCGAGGAAAGAAAUAUGAUGUUAUACUUGAAGAUGAAGAAGAAUCAUCAUCGGAUCAUGACGAAUCCUUAACCAGGUCCAACCUAUGA
This is a messenger RNA of Funneliformis mosseae, 1416 nucleotides long. Lineage: Eukaryota; Fungi; Glomeromycota; Glomeromycetes; Glomerales; Glomeraceae. The record is from the annotation of a GenBank genome assembly.